This is a messenger RNA of Cuscuta campestris, 2412 nucleotides long. The record is from the annotation of a GenBank genome assembly. Lineage: Eukaryota; Viridiplantae; Streptophyta; Magnoliopsida; Solanales; Convolvulaceae.
AUAACCAAUUUGCUUUAUAUACAUUACACCCUCAUCUUCUAGCUCCAAACUAGAAACCAUUGUACUCAUCAUCACCACUUCCAAAUAACUUUCCAAAACCAACCUUUUAAGAACCUCCAAAAUGGAACCUUUCCACUCCCCAACUGGAAAUCCCUAUCCAUACUAUGGCCUUCCCACCACAGUGAUGAUGAGCUUCUGUAGGACACCCACAAGUCCCAUUCCCAGCCCUUGUAAGGCAAUGGACCCUAGAAUCUGGGGCAGCCUCCCCCACAAGCUCAUUGAUAGGGUACUCGUCUUCCUCCCGCCGCCGGCCUUCUUCCGGUCGCGGUCCGUCUGCAAGAGAUGGUAUUCCCUCCUCUUCUCCUCCAAGUUUCUUGAAAUGUAUUUGCAGGUUUCCCCAGACUGCCAUUGGUUCGUGUUCUUCAAGCACAAGGGCUUGAAGCCCUACAUUUGUAGGGGUGGUGCCAAUGAUGAGUUGUCCGAGGGGUCGGGAUCGAGGUCGAGAGAGACGCCGUAUGAAGGGUACUUGUUUGACCCUCGCUCGUUGACAUGGUACCGCCUUUCGUUCCCUUCGAUCCCGAGGGGGUUUUCUCCUGUCACGUUGUCCGGGGGCCUAAUCGGAUGGGUCUCGGACGAUGCGGGCCCGAAGAACAUUCUUUUAUCCAAUCCUCUCGUGGGGUCGUCGGUGGUCCCCAUCGCCCCCACUCUGAGGCCGAGGCUCUUCCCCAGCAUCGGGUCCCACAUCACCAGGUCUAUAGCAGGGGACGACCUGACGUCCCAGUACGCGGUCAAGAACCUGGCGACGGAGAGCUUCCACGUCGACGCCGGCGGGUCCUACUCCAUAUGGGGCACCGCCGCCCCGCUCCCGAGGCUCUGCAGCUUCGAGCCGGCGGGGACCACGGUGUACGCCGGGGGGAGGUUCUACUGCAUGAACUCCAGCCCCUUCGGCGUGCUCUCGUACGACAUUUCGCCGAACACCUGGUGCAAUAUCCAAGCCCCGAUGAGGCGGUUUCUGCGGUCCCCGAACUUGGUGGCGGCGGGCGGGGGCGGCCGGAAGCAGCUGAUCAUGAUGGUGGCGGCGGUGGAGAAGAGGAAGCUGAGCGUGCCGAGGAGCCUGAGGGUGUGGGCCCUACGGGAGUGCGGGACCACGUGGGCGGAGACCGAGAAAAUGCCGCAAGAUCUGUACAUUCAGUUCGCGGAAAUGGAGGGCGGGAAGGGGUUCCACUGCGUGGGCCACGGGGACUUCGUGGUGAUAACGGCGAAGAACUCGGCGGCGGCGGUGAUGUUUGACUUGCACGCCAAGAAGUGGGCGUGGGUCCCUCCUUGCCCGUUUGUUCGGCAAGAUUUGCCGCCGUGUGGCGGCUGCGGAGAGCUGCGUGGGUUUGCUUACGAGCCGAGACUGGCGACGCCGGUAACCGCACUGCUUGCUCACUUGACACUCCCGUUUUGAUAAGCUAAAAAGGCAAUUCAGAAUUAAAAUAGGGAGAUUUUGAAAUUCCCAAAAAAAGAAAAAAACAAUUCAACUCCAUGGCGGAUCGAUUUGGCCCAUAAGGGCACUGACCCUUUCAAAACCCUUCGAUUCUUCUUCCUGUUUGUUGUUCGCUUUGCCCCAGAUUUUUCAUUAGAAUCAAAACCAUCAAAUUUUCUCUUCAUUCCAUCACCAUAUGAUUUUGGUCACACAAGACUCGAUGCCUAAUCCCUGCUCAGACUCAUAAACAAUUGCCGCUGUCCACACAGGAGGAGCCGCCGCUGCUGCCGCAGGCAAGAGUUCCAGCUAUCAAUUCGUCUUCCUCUCCGGUCUGAUUUUAGUCGUCGCCGGCUGAUCAGUCAGUGCAGCAGCAAGUUUUCCACGGAUUAUUCAGUGCAGCGCCUCAGCAGUAGCCACUAGCCGUGUUGAAUCGGUGAGAACUGGUGAUUCAGUUGGUACAUCAGCUCAUAAUGUUGCUUGAUGAAUGCAACCAGGCACUCUAGGUUAGAUUCCCUUGCAUGAAACACAGUACGGAGUCUUUGUUUAUGCAAAACUUUUUAAUCUUGCAAUAUUUUUAUAAUCAAUUGCUGACUUGACUGCUCCAUUAGUUUUGUUAGAUGUUUGUUUGAUGGAAACACUCACAAUAAGUAUAGGGUACAAAGAAUAUUUUUAAUUUUCCAAAUGAUCCCAAAACAUACAAACAAAACAAAUUAGCAGUAGUUAAAUGGCAUCGGGAGGGCGAAGAAUGGAACCCGGACGGCCAAAGACUUUCUAACUGCGACGAGGCUGCAAAUCUCCGGCUGGGUGCGAUGAAGUGAGUAGGCGCGAUUUAGAUUUUAGAAUUGAAAACAGGUAAUCGAAUGUUUAUUCUUUAUGAUAUACUUCGUAGUUUUUUAUUUGCAAGUUUUGAAUGGUUGUUUUUAAAAUCAAACUUUUGAUUUUAA